Molecule: messenger RNA, 1407 nt
Organism: Lotus japonicus
Lineage: Eukaryota; Viridiplantae; Streptophyta; Magnoliopsida; Fabales; Fabaceae
Product: expansin-A6-like
Exons: 3
Coding region: 128-916 (262 amino acids)
Biological process (GO): plant-type cell wall organization
Cellular component (GO): extracellular region
Source: RefSeq, a predicted model, not a curated record
CCCACUCACUGCCCACUCACCCUCAUUAUCAAAUCUCUCUCUCAUUUCCACAUUUGUCCUAGUUUUUCUAAUUUUCUUCUUUAAUUUGGUACCAAAAAGAGAGAGCAAAAAACUAAGAAAACAAGAAAUGGCAGUGUUCCUGGCCAGAGUGCUCUGCCUCUACAUGGCUUCACUCAUAUCCUUAAUGUGGAUGGUUCAGGCUAGAAUUCCAGGGGUUUACACUGGUGGUGCUUGGCAAGGUGCUCAUGCUACCUUCUAUGGAGGUUCUGAUGCUUCAGGCACCAUGGGUGGAGCAUGUGGGUAUGGAAACUUGUAUAGCCAAGGGUACGGCGUGAACACGGCGGCGCUGAGCACGGCGCUUUUCAACAGUGGCCUGAGCUGCGGUGCUUGCUUUGAGAUCAAGUGCGCCAACGACAAGCAGUGGUGUCACUCCGGCAGCCCUUCCAUCUUCAUCACCGCCACUAACUUCUGCCCUCCGAACUACGCUCUCCCCAACGACAAUGGUGGCUGGUGCAAUCCUCCUCGCCCACAUUUUGACCUCGCCAUGCCCAUGUUCCUCAAGAUCGCUGAGUACCGCGCCGGCAUCGUCCCCGUCGCCUAUCGCCGGGUGCCAUGCAGGAAGCCUGGUGGGAUCAGGUUCACAAUCAACGGCUUCCGUUACUUCAACCUAGUUCUGAUCAGCAACGUCGCGGGUGCAGGGGAUGUUGUGCGCACCUACGUGAAGGGCACCCGAACCGGUUGGAUGCCGAUGAGUAGGAACUGGGGUCAAAAUUGGCAGUCAAACGCCGUUUUGGUGGGCCAGGCCCUGUCAUUCCGUGUCACCGCCAGCGACCGUCGCACGUCCACCUCCUGGAACAUUGCUCCGGCACAUUGGCAAUUCGGUCAAACUUUCACCGGGAAGAAUUUCCGGGUCUAAUAACUCACUAUACCGGUCACCAGUCAACUUCACUUUUUUUAUUUUAAAAUAUUAAUAUGUGAAAAGCACAACACUCCAUUUUGUCAUGGUUUCCCACCAAUUAUCUAUUUACGGUUUUAUUUUACCCCCUUCUGGCGCCCAUUUUCGUAGCAGAUGCUGCUGCUUUUUUGACUGGAUGUUUCGGAGACUGUGAAUGUGUUCAGAGAGAAAGGUUAAAAAUAUAGAUGGAUUGGGUGAACUAGAACCAGUGAGUGAAUGACAGCUUUCUUGUGACAAUUUGUUGACUUUUGGGGUUCGUGCCUUUGAGGUUGUGCAUUUCAAUUUGUAUUGUUUUGUAGACUUGGAAAGAAGAAGAGCAUAGGAAAUGCUGAAGCGGCUAACAAAAGUGUUAGCCCGCGGCUAAUUAGUGUUGUGUUAUUAAACUGAUGUUAUACUCAAUGUAUCUGAGAAAGGUGUGUUAUGGUUAAUACAUUUAUGCUCUUCAAGUUCAA